AUAGAUGUUUAAUAUUUGUGUUUACGUUUUUAUGUUUAAUAUAUAAAAUUAUUUUCAUUACUGGUGUAUAUACUGUUACAUAUCUUAAAUUUAAGAAAUUUAAUCUUGUGGUUUUGUCUAUUAUAUUCUAAUAUAUUAUCAUUUCAUAAGUUUAAUUUUCUCAUAUAUACGUUUUUUUUAAUUUAUUAUGGAUAUACUCAAAGCAGAAAUAGCUAAGAAGCGAAAACUUCUGGAAGAAAAAAAUAUAUUGGACCCAAACAAAAAGUAUUUUAAAAGAGGUGAACUUCUUGCUAAGGAACAGGAAGAAUAUUUCAAAAAACAUUACCAACAGAAUACUGAAGCAGAGAAUAUAGAUAAAAAAAGGGAAAUCGAAAAAGCCAAUAAGCAAGAGACUGAAAGAGAACAGACAGAAAGUGUAUCUCUGCCCAGAACAGAAGUAAUAAAAAGAUUAAGGGAAAGAGGGCAUCCAAUAUUAUUGUUUGGAGAGAGUGAACUACAAUCUUUCAAAAGAUUAAGAAGAAUUGAAAUUCAAGAACCAGAAGCCAAUAGGGGUUUCAGGAAUGACUUCCAAGAAGCCAUGGAGAAAGUGGAUCAAGCUUACCUAAAUGAAAUACUGGCACUCGGAACACAGAAUGAUAGUGAAAAGUCUCAGAAGGAUGAUGAUAUGGAUGAUACUGUAACUUAUGAAUUUAUUCAAGAGAUGGCAAAAACAAUGGGUCAAGGUGAUAGAAACCAUGAUAUGAAUGUAAUAAUGACAUUGUUAAAAUUUCUCUUAAAACUUUGGGGACAACAGCUAAAUUCUGCUACUGCUGCAGAAAAAACAGCAACAAAACACAAAAUGGUUAGAGCUACCUACACACAGACACAAGUAUAUCUCAAACCGUUAAUGAUUAAAUUAAAGAAAAAAACUCUGCCAGAAGAUAUUUGUGACAGCCUCAUGGAGAUAACUAAACAUUUAUUAGAAAGAAAUUAUAUAAUGGCAAGUGAUGCGUAUCUACAGAUGGCAAUAGGUAACGCCCCGUGGCCCAUUGGUGUGACUAUGGUCGGUAUUCACGCUCGUACUGGUCGUGAGAAAAUUUUUUCCAAAAACGUCGCCCACGUAAUGAAUGAUGAAACUCAAAGAAAAUAUAUACAAGCUCUGAAAAGGCUCAUGACAAAAUGCCAAGAAUAUUUUCCAACUGAUCCAUCUCGUUGUGUAGAAUACAGUACAACCAAAUAAAAAUAUUUUUGUGAAUUAA
This is a messenger RNA of Melitaea cinxia (Glanville fritillary), 1238 nucleotides long. RefSeq names its product pre-mRNA-splicing factor 18 (gene Prp18). Bases 188 to 1219 code for a protein of 343 amino acids. The record is from RefSeq and is a predicted model, not a curated record. NCBI's taxonomy places the organism in Eukaryota, Metazoa, Arthropoda, Insecta, Lepidoptera, Nymphalidae. Gene Ontology annotation, cellular component: U4/U6 x U5 tri-snRNP complex; U5 snRNP; U2-type post-spliceosomal complex. Gene Ontology annotation, biological process: generation of catalytic spliceosome for second transesterification step; RNA splicing. The transcript is spliced from 7 exons.